AUGGGGAGAGUUCAUCAAUCGUUGCUUUUGCUUGUUACCUUUCUCAUAGCUUUCUCGGCCUUAAUCGAGGGUCAAAAAACAUCAUUAGGGAAGUUUGAUUUACAAAAGGGUCAACCGGAAUCUGAGGGUAUCAAAGGUCGAUAUGUCAAUAAUCCUUUCAAUUCCGUUUACUAUCCUGAUUCCGGAGUUGGAUUCCCGGACAAGGGUAGUUCUAAAGAUGGGUGGACGAGGGUAAUCGGCGAGGAACCCGCUCUUUUUCUGCUGCACUUCUUACCAGGCUUAGGAUUCCCGUUUCCAUUCCCAUUCCCAGGUUUGGGAUUUCCAUUCCCAGGGUUGGCAUUCCCGUUCCCAGGCUUGGGAGCCCCGUUUCCGUUUCCGUUUCCGUUGGGAGGUUAUCCGCCGGGGGCUGGGUUUGGGUUUCCCGGCGGCGGUCCUGGUGGUUUUGGGUUUCCCGGCGGCGGUCCUGGUAAAGGUUUGGGCGGUGGUGGGGGAUUUGGGUUUCCCGGCGGCGGUCCUGGUAAAGGUUUGGGCGGUCGUGGGGGGUUUGGGUUUCCCAGCGGCGGUCCUGAUGGUUUUCUGGGUAAACAGGAGGCAGAGGGCAAAGAUGAGUUCAGAAGAAAUCCGUCUCCAUGA
Lactuca virosa is the source of this 633-nucleotide messenger RNA. NCBI's taxonomy places the organism in Eukaryota, Viridiplantae, Streptophyta, Magnoliopsida, Asterales, Asteraceae. The record is from the annotation of a GenBank genome assembly.